Messenger RNA from Coffea arabica (coffee), 3260 nucleotides. RefSeq names its product sphingoid long-chain bases kinase 1. Lineage: Eukaryota; Viridiplantae; Streptophyta; Magnoliopsida; Gentianales; Rubiaceae. Gene Ontology annotation, molecular function: ceramide kinase activity. The record is from RefSeq and is a predicted model, not a curated record. Gene Ontology annotation, biological process: ceramide metabolic process; phosphorylation.
ACGGAAUUUUUAUAAAGACGACAAUAGCGUGUCGCUAUUCUAGACCCAUUUCUCCCAUCGCAAUACCCAACCACCCAUCUGCACAACCUUACGCAGCUGAUCUCCGUCGCCGGCCCCUGUCACCGACGUCGGAUUCACCUCCGGCCACCAUCUCCAACACAUGAUAUUUUGUCUUCUUCAUCUCGAAGGUCUGUAAAAGCAAACACCAACGCCUUUUCCCAAAAUCAUCUGACUUUGUACCGCAAUUAGCUCUUGCAUACAUGGUGGAUGUGUUUGUAGAAGAUUCAAUUGGGGUUGCAAUCUGUCCGUUGUGAUUAAUGAUUUAAGAUACAUUGAUCAGCAAUAUAAGGAAGGAAGCCUACUUCUGGAAUAGUGACGUUCGAAAAACAUAGAGAUGACAAAGAUUGUAUAUGAGAGGAUAUGCGGCAUCUAACUCUUUCCAGAUGUAACCAAUUGAAGCUCCUGUACAUGAUAAUUUAAAUGGUUGAAAAAUUAAGGACUACCAUCACAAUAAGCUAAGUAUGCAGGUCAAGGUAUCAUGGUGAGCCGUAUGGGGGUGUAUGCUCAUUGGAUCUUGUGGCACUUUUCUUGGUUUUAGAUUUUUGUUUUUCGUCUUGCUGUGAAAAGCUAUUAUGCAGAAGACUGCGAAUCUUUCAAAGAACAGUUCUUUGAGACUUACACCUCAGCAAUCUCUUCGUCGGAUGGGUCUAUGUUCUCAAAUAGUAACUGGACAGCAGACAUCUCCAAUUGUCUUUCCAGAAAGACGCAGCAGAGGAAAAGCUUCAUCACGUGCCGACAUCAAUGUGAGCGAUCAUGAUCCUGCGAAAGCUAAAGGGAAGGAACAUAGGAUCGAUAUUGGAGAUGAACAGUCUGACUUAUUAGGAUACGAGGUGUUUGCUGGAAAACUGGUCUUGGAUAAGAGAAAGCCAAGUAAAAGUACUGAUGUACAAACUUCAACAGAUACUUCAACACAGGAUGCUAUUGAGGCUAAGUUGACAAGUAAGGCACUGGUUUGGGGUACUCAAAUCUUAUCUCUUGAAGAUGUGAUAUCGGUUUCAUAUUAUUCUGGUCUUAGACACUUUACAGUGCAUUCUUACCCAUGUAAAAAAGCUUCUGGCCUUUCUUGUUUUGUGAAAAGUGGGAGAAGUCGGAAGGAUUUUCGCUUCUUAGCUUCUACCUCGGAGGAAGCCCUUCAAUGGGUUGGCUCAUUUGCAGAUCAGCAGUGUUAUGUGAAUUGUUUGCCUCAUCCUCUGAAGCAGGCCUCAGACUUUGUUGUUAAUGAAUUUCCUCCAGAGUCAUAUAUAAAAUGUAAAAGUCCACCUAGAAUGCUCGUGAUCUUAAACCCUCGGUCAGGACGUGGUCGUUCAAGUAAAGUUUUCCACGGCAUGGUUGAGCCCAUAUUCAAGCUUGCUGGAUUUCAGCUGGAGGUGGUGAAAACAAAUUCUGCUGGUCAUGCAAGAAAACUUGCAGCAACUGUUGAUUUCAGCACUUGCCCUGAUGGUAUCAUAUGCGUCGGGGGUGAUGGAAUAGUGAAUGAGGUUUUAAAUGGUUUACUUAGUCGAGACAACCAAAAAGAAGCAAUUUCUAUCCCCAUUGGUAUUAUACCUGCUGGUUCUGAUAAUUCUUUGGUGUGGACUGUCCUUGGAGUUAGAGAUCCAGUGUCUGCUGCUAUAGCUAUUGUAAAGGGAGGGCUUACUGCUACUGAUGUAUUUGCUGUUGAGUGGAUUCAAGGUGGUGGCAUUCACUUUGGGACAACUGUGACAUACUUUGGUUUUGUUAGUGACGUUUUGGAACUCUCUGAAAAAUAUCAGAAGCGCUUUGGGCCUUUACGAUAUUUUGUUGCCGGCUUCCUCAAAUUCUUUUGCUUGCCAAAGUACAAUUUUGAAGUGGAAUACUUACCAGCUUCAUUAGAAGGUACUGGAGAUGGUAAAGGCCUGGUUGACCAGGAAGUAAUUGAUAUGGCAGACUUGUAUACUGACAUCAUGAGGAGAUCAAGCAAGGAGGGCCUUCCUAGAGCUUCUAGCCUAUCAAGUAUUGAUUCAAUAAUGACCCCAAGCAGAAUGUCUGGAGUGGACUUGGACGCUACCUCUGGUAGUGCUGAGCCAUCUGAGUAUGUACGUGCAAUUGAUCCAAAAUCAAAACGGCUUUCAGCUGGAAGAAAUAACACCACAUCUGAACCUGAAGUUAUCCAUCCUCAGCUACCACUUUCUUCAACUCCCAACUGGCCUAGGACAAGGUCCAAGUCUAGGACUGACAAAGGCUGGACUGGAGUGACUGCUGCUAAUGAUACGACGAGAUCUUCUUGGGCAAAUAAUGCUCCGAAUGAUAAAGAGGAUAUUUCUUCGACAAUGUCAGAUCCGGGUCCAAUAUGGGAUGCAGAGCCAAGAUGGGAUACUGAGCCUAACUGGGAUAUGGAAAAUUCUAUUGAAUUUCCAGGUCCAAAAGAAGAUGCAGAUGUUGCUGCCAAGAGGGAAAUUGCCCUCAAGUCUGAAGAUAAAUGGGUCGUCAAAAAAGGUCAUUUUCUUGGUGUGUUGGUGUGCAACCAUUCAUGUAAAACUGUUCAAAGUUUGAGUUCACAGGUGGUAGCACCAAGAGCUGAGCAUGAUGACAAAAACUUGGAUCUAUUGUUGGUUCAUGGAAAUGGACGGUUGAGGUUAAUCAGAUUCUUUUUGCGGCUACAAUUGGGUAAACACCUGUCACUGCCAUAUGUUGAAUAUGUUAAGGUAAAAUCAGUCAAGGUCAAACCUGGAAAGCACACACACAAAGGCUGUGGUAUUGAUGGUGAACUUUUCCCAGUAAAUGGGCAGGUCAUCUGUUCCUUACUACCAGACCAGUGCAGGCUUGUUGGUCGUACCCCUUGUAACACUUAACAAAUAAUAGCUGCAUCUCAUCUGUUGAUUUGGUAGAAGGCUAUACGGUGGCAUUUUGUUACACUUUUGAUUGAUGAAUAUGCUGGCAACUUUUGUACCAGAAAAAGUUACCCCUUCCAGUGUCGUACCAGUCCUUCCCGCCUUCUUUUGAGCAAAGUGAAAAUUGAGGUCCCUGUAAAUUCUGUCAGUUUAAUUUUUUUUGGGUUAAAAUUUUCGGUUCUUGGUCAAACUUCAGUUUUCUACUAUAAUUUAUAAUUGGUGGAAAUUUAUGUAUGUAUGUGCAAGUUUUAGUUUUGGGUGCUUGAGCUAGCUAUGUCUUCGUUUUACUUGUGGUAUUGAAUUGCUUCUGCUGUAUAGCAUUUAAUUCAGGAUUGAAUGAUGGUAUAUCAA